AUGAGUGGUAUGUUGGAGAGCUCGAGCGACGACGGUUGCAUGUCGGAUCACUCGUUCGACUUCGUCGAGGUUGAAGGCGGCACGAGCUACAGCAGCGACGGAGACGCCACGGUGACCAGCAGCCUGGCGCCUCCCAAGGGCUGGAGCACGCUCAGCCUGUCCGACGCCGAGGCCGUCAAGACGGGCCCAGCCGCCGUGACGACAACCACCACCACCACGGGCGCUGCCGGUGGCCGACGCGAGUUUAUUUCCACUCCCAUCGCUGCUGCCUCUUUCUGUCAAACUGCUGCCGCCGUGACCAAAAGUUCAACAAGAUUUGAACCUUCGUCCCUGGCCGCCUUCAGCUGCCGCGCCUGCGGCAACCUCCUCCGGGACUGCGUGGAGUGCCCCACGUGCCACAGCCUGUUCUGCAGGGAACACCUCGUCGUCGACAAGCAGAAUGGGACGAGCCCUUGCCCGUGCGAGCCGUGCUCCCUUGCUCCCAUCGCUACCACCCUCUCCGCUGCUUCCACGUCGUCUCCUGCUGCCGCCGCCCGAGCCCAUCACCACCCUCGCGAGGCCUUCCUGCCCAACAUCCCGUUGCAGCGCAUCGCGGACGCCGUGCCCUCCCGGUGCGACGGCUGCGGGAUCUCCCUCUCCUGGGGGGAGCUCGGUCGCCACGCGUGCGACCAGCAGCUGGUGCCGUGCGGGCGCAGGCAGCACGGCUGCUCCUGGUUCGGCAAGCGUCACGAACGCGAAGCCCACGAGGCCUCUUCAACUUGCCCCGGGCGCCUCGCGCUCGCGCAGGCCGAGGCGCUGGAGGCCCGCUCGGAGGCGGCCCGCCUCCGCGCCGCCGGGGAGGAGGCGGAGCGCCGCGCGUCCUCCGCGGAGAUGCGCGCGUCGGAGCUCGAGGCCCGCCUCGCCGCGGCGGAGAGGUGCCUGCAGGAGAGGGACCAGGAGGCCGCGGCGCUUCGGGGCAAGAUCACGACGAUGACCGCCGCCGCCGCCGUGACGGCCGAGGAGAACGGCAAGAAGCAGGAGAGGCUGCAGCAGCAGCUGAAGCAGCAGGCGGCGGCGGCGGCGGCGGCCGUGGCCCAGGAUGCGAGAAGAGCGGGAAAGCACCAGCAACAGCAGGCGGCAGCGACACGCACUCCGCAGCCGCCGCCGCAGCAGCAGCAGCAGCCGCCGAACGCCAUGCCGUUCGCGGCGAUAUUGAACAGAGCUGGGUUCUCUCCUCAGACCGCUACUACUACCGCUGCUGCCGCCGCCGCGCCAGUCAGGCUCCCGCUGGCGGUGCCGGACAGGAAGAAGUCGGGGGCGGGUAGUAGAGCGGCGGCCAUAGCAACGACGCAGACCGUCGUCCCCAGCACCGCCAGCCGCGCUAGCGGCCGUGGCACCGCCAAGGGAACGCUGUCCGCGGCGGUUCAGAUGGCCAGGGCGGGAGGGUCGCCGCCGCGCGCCAGCGCCGGGGUCAUGAUGGACACGGCGAGCCAGGCGCCCGUGCCGGCCGUGGAGGCCUGCCUGAAACCCUACCUGGAAAGGCCGAGCUCGCUGCUGGAGAAGAAGGUGGUGGUGUUCUGGCCAAGGCAAGGGAGGUGGUACACCGGGCGCCCGACCGUGUACAAGGAGGCCACGAGGGAGCACCGCGUGGAGUACGACGACGGCGACGUGCGGGACCACGUCCUGGCGCAUCGCUCGUGGGGCCUCAUUGGCUAG
Molecule: messenger RNA, 1695 nt
Organism: Ectocarpus siliculosus
Lineage: Eukaryota; Phaeophyceae; Ectocarpales; Ectocarpaceae
Source: the annotation of a GenBank genome assembly